Hippopotamus amphibius kiboko is the source of this 1347-nucleotide messenger RNA. Its product is annotated as dynein axonemal assembly factor 10-like. The record is from RefSeq and is a predicted model, not a curated record. Lineage: Eukaryota; Metazoa; Chordata; Mammalia; Artiodactyla; Hippopotamidae. Gene Ontology annotation, molecular function: ubiquitin binding. Bases 13 to 984 code for a protein of 323 amino acids. The transcript has a single exon.
AUAGGCUGGACCAUGUCGGCCUUCGAGAAGCCUCAGAUCAUCGCCCAUAUCCAGAAGUGCCUCAAUUACACAGUGUUCGACUGUAAGUGGGUGCCCUGCAGCGCCAAAUUUGUGACCAUGGGCAACUUCGCACGGGGCACCGGCGUCAUUCAGCUGUACGAGAUCCAGCAGGGGGACCUAAAGCUGCUUCGGGAGAUCGAAAAGGCCAAACCCAUUAAAUGUGGAACAUUUGGUGCAACAUCUUUACAGCAGAGAUAUUUAGCUACUGGAGAUUUUGCUGGAAACCUUCGUAUAUGGAAUUUGGAAGCUCCAGAGAUCCCAGUAUAUUCUGUAAAGGGCCAUAAAGAAAUUAUAAAUACUAUAGAUGGUGUAGGUGGACUUGGAAUCGGGGAAGGGGCACCUGAAAUUGUGACUGGCAGCCGAGAUGGCAAUGCUUACAAUCAAGAGGAACGUGUCGUGUGUGCUGGUUAUGACAAUGGAGAUAUCAAGCUGUUUGAUCUCAGAAAUAUGUCCUUAGGGUGGGAGACAAAUAUAAAAAAUGGAGUAUGUAGCUUGGAGUUUGACAGAAAAGACAUAAGUAUGAAUAAGUUAGUAGCUACGUCUCUGGAAGGAAAGUUUCAUGUUUUUGACAUGAGAACACAGCAUCCAACCAAAGGUUUUGCUUCUGUUUCAGAAAAGGCUCAUAAAUCUACUGUGUGGCCGGUUCGACACCUACCACAGAACAGAGAGCUCUUCCUGACAGCAGGAGGCGCCGGCAGCCUGCACCUCUGGAAGUAUAAAUACCCAAUUCAGCGGUCAAAGAAAGAUUCCGAGGGUGUAGAGAUGGGAGUCGAGGGCUCGGUCAGCCUUCUGCAGAACGUUACAUUGUCUACCCAGCCCGUUUCAAGUUUGGACUGGAGUCCAGAUAAGAGGGGUCUGUGCAUCUGUAGUUCAUUUGAUCAAAUGGUAAGAGUACUGAUUAUUACAAAACUCCACAAAAUUUGAUCUGAAGACUUUGGACUCGAAAGCUUCCAAAGCAACACUCAGAGAAUUUAGAAUACAUUCUGGGAUCCUCUGAUUCUCAUUGAACAAAGUGGGAUUUGACUGAUGAAAAAAGGCCCCAGAUGCAAACCUCUGGGCCAGCCUCUCUCUGUGUGCGAAAGGCCACUCGUGUGUCUGGCGACCUGACUGGAUGGUGGUUUGCCAUUGCGCAUGGCGCACCAUGGUCUCCAGCACCAACUCUGUUCCUCUCCCCUCCAUUUCAAAAAAACAUGGAAACUUUUCUAUAUUUAAUUAUUUUAAAUUCAUUCUGUAUCCUCAAAGCUCCAUAUUCUAUAAUAACGCUUGUGUUGCAUUUUAGUGUUUACA